Fonsecaea multimorphosa CBS 102226 is the source of this 1662-nucleotide messenger RNA. RefSeq lists its product as uncharacterized. Lineage: Eukaryota; Fungi; Ascomycota; Eurotiomycetes; Chaetothyriales; Herpotrichiellaceae. The coding region runs from base 1 to 1662 and encodes 553 amino acids. Gene Ontology annotation, biological process: xenobiotic detoxification by transmembrane export across the plasma membrane. The transcript is spliced from 2 exons. The record is from RefSeq and is a predicted model, not a curated record. Gene Ontology annotation, molecular function: fluconazole transmembrane transporter activity.
AUGGCUCGAAUGACUCGGAAUUCGGCCUUGAGCGCCUUCAUACGCCUAUGUCUUCGGGGUAAAUACUGGCCUCAGCCUCCCAGCGAUCUCGAAAAGGGUGGAAGAAGCUCGGUUGAGGCGACGCGCCAGGCUGAUGAGAAAGAGACACCGAUUCACCUUGUGGGUUGGGACGGCCCGGACGACGUCGAAAACCCACUCAACUUUUCUGUCGUGAAGAAGAGUGUAAUCACGGCACUAACUUGUGUCUACACUUGGGCCAUCUAUGUCGGCUCUUCGAUAUACACGUCCAGUCAGCCUGGUAUUGAGCAUCACUUUGGCGUGGACAAUUUCCAAUCGACCCUGGGUCUCGCCCUCUACGUCCUGGCAUACGGUCUGGGAGCUCUCUUGUUCUCGCCGCUCUCCGAGGUGCCAUCGAUCGGACGCAAUCCCCCCUAUGCCAUUUCUGGGGCCUUGUUUGUCAUCUUGUGCAUCCCAACGUCACUUGUUGACAACUAUGCGGGGCUCAUGAUUCUCCGAUUCUUGCUGGGCUUCAUGGGAUCCCCUUGCCUGGCCACCGCUGGGGCAACACUGGGCGAUAUCUGGGGUCCGAUUAAAUUCCCAUAUUUCAUCGGGCUCUGGGCGUGUACGACCUCAUGCGGACCGGCUUUGGGACCGAUGUUGUCGUCCUUUGCUGUCGAGUCUCUCGGUUGGAGAUUCUCCAGUUGGGAGCUCCUCAUCAUUUCAGGCUCCGUCUUCGCCGUGUUCGUCGCCUUGGUUCCCGAGACGGCUGCGCCAACCAUCCUGUAUUACCGAGCGAAGCGACUCAGAGAAUUAACGGGUGAUAAAAGGUUCAUGUCAGAAGAAGAGAUCAAACAAGCGGAUCUCACAGCUGGUCAACGCUUCUGGAAUUCUAUCAUCAAGCCUUGGGAAGUCACCAUCAAAGACCCGGCGCUGUUGUUCAUGACCUUGUACAUGGGAUUCAUCUAUGCAAUUGUCUACUCUUUCUUCGAGUCAUUGCCCCUCGUCUAUCCGCCAAUGUACGGGUUCUCACCAACUUCCACAUCCCUCAUAUGGCUAGCAGUCAUCCCUGCCGCAGGGAUUGGCUUUCCACUCCACUGCUUCUGGCUGACCAAACGUAUCGAGCCCAAGAUCCUGAACCAAACGUUUGGCGAUCUGGAGGAUUUUCUCGAAACCGGGGUCGUCGCCAGCCUGUUGAUGCCAGCAUCGUUAUUCAUGUUUGGUGAGUUUGCGUUAUCCUACUCUGAGUUGUCUCCCAUACCAAUUUCUUCGAUCGAGAUUUUGAGAGUAGGGAUGCUGAUUGCGACUUUCAUAUGUGGCGGUGAUGUAGCAUGGACGGCUAGACCCUCUGUCCACUGGAUGGUUCCCACCAUUGCCAUCUUUCUCUACAUGGUCGCGCAGUAUUUCCUGUCGAACUCGGUCUUUCUCUACAUUCCGGCCAUCUAUCCGCGCUAUGCAGCGAGCAUCCUUGCGGCCAACAGUGUAGCGAGGGCGCUUCUGGCCUUCGUCGCGGUGCUGGUGGGACGACCGAUGUUUAAGGGCAUUGGCAUUGAUGGGGGUGUGAGCUUGUUGGGAGGUCUUACGACGGUUUGUGCUGCCCUACUAGCUGGGUUGUAUUGGAGCUGGGGGAAGAAAUUGAGGGCCAGAAGUCGUUUUGCUGCGUGA